CGGCGGGCUGGGGAGGCUGGCGGGUAUGAGGUGCUCGAGGCUCCCGUUGAUUGUGGAGAUUUUGUAGCUCACUCAAAACUGGGAGAUCAACGCUUCCAAUUAUUUUUCCCCACCGAUGAUGGAAGAUGAUGAUGAUACAAACCUCAAGAAAGAAAUAGAAGCUGAAUUGGAUAGAAUCAGCAUUACUUCCCUGGACAAAGAGGAUGUUGAUAGUGACUCAAAAUCAGAAAUUCUGACCGAUGAUAGUGAUACAGAUUUGGAUGAAUUACCUGAGUCUGUUCUUCACUGUAUUAACAUCAUAAAGAACAAGAGUAAAACUGUUGAAGAGCUUAUACUUCAGGACUUGGAAGACACUGAUGUUUUAAGUAACAGUUAUGGAGCAGUGUCUAAUAAUCAUAUUCAUUUAAGGAUAGAAUUAUCAACUGAAUGUAAAGAAAAUCCAAAGCAGUUAAUGAAGAUGUUAUCUGAAAUAGAAAAGGAAGAAUUUCUAAGAAGUAAAACCCACUGUGGCAGUUCCUGUUCUGUUCCUGAGCCGGGUCCUCUCUAUGUGCCUGGGGAUGAACAUGCUUUACCAGAUGAUGCUGAUAUAAAUUUUGGAUACUGUGAAGUGGAAGAAAGAUGUAGGAAGUCCUUUGAGGCUUGGCAAGACAAACAGAAAGAACUAGAAGACCAAGAGAAAGAAACUCUCAAAGCUCAGAGGGAUAGAGAAGAAAAACAAUUUCAAGAAGAAGAAGAAAAGAGACAUUGCUGGAUAAAACAAUUUGAAAUUGAAAAGAAGAAAUUGGAGAAUAUUCAGAAGCAAGAACAGGACAAGAUGAAUGAUGAACUCCAUAAAGAAGAGAAAAUGUGGAAAGAGAAGUUUAAACAGCAUGAGGAGUUUAUCAGAAACUUGCAUUUACAAAUGGAAGAAGAAAGAACCAGAUUUAAAGACCUACAGGAACAAGAAAAGAUGCGUUUGUUAGAACUGCAGCAUAAUGCAGCUGUAAAAAUUCAAGCUAAAUAUAAAGCACUUGUGGUCUACCGAAAGUAUGGCCCAAUCAUAAAAGAACAAAUAGAAAGUAAAAAAAGGAAAGCACAAGAGUGGAAAGAAAAAGAAGCAAAAAUACGACAUAUAGAAGAAGAAAACCGAAAAAGAUUUGAAGAAAAGCAAAGGCUAGAAGAAGAGAUUAAAAAGCAAAAGCAAGAGGAAAGGAAAAGGAGAGAAAAAGAAUAUGAAGAAAAAAAGAGCAUCCUGAGAAAAGAAAAAGAGCAACUACUAAUCAAAGAAAAAUUAAGAGAAGAUGCAAGCAAACAGCUAAUAAUAAGUAGAACAUCAAAGAACAGGGAAUAUACUGCUAAACAUUUAGCUGUUGAAGGCACAUCUGAGAAUAAGGGUGAUAUAGCCAAAAAGCUAAGGGAUAAAACUUCAAAGAUGUGGGAAGAUGUUCCCCUUUGGCUAUUUGAAGAAUUGAAUAAGAGAGAAAAUGUAAAUAGAUGUCUUACAUUGAAAGAAUCAAUACAAGUGCAAUUAAAAGAAUCUGCUUCAAACCAAGAAAUUUUGGCAGCAUUUAAAAUGGAAGGAAAAAUCGAACACCUAACGAGACAACAAUGUUCAGAAAAAGUGGUCAAGCAAGCAAGAAAAUAUGAAAAUAUAGACAAGACUAAACUGGGAAACCCCGAUCUAAAAGAGAAUGUGAAAGAACAGUUUCAGCUGCAAGAAUUAAAGUCUCUAAUACAAAAAGAGGAAAAUGUGAAGCCUGCCUUCAAUGAGAAUAUGACACAAGAAACCCAAGUAAUAAUAUUAGGACAUAAUCAAGAAAUUAAUGUGGUGAAAAACAAUGAAGCACAGAAAAUAAUCAAAGAUAGUCAUCAGGAUAAGAUACAAAAAGUAGAGAGAGAAGAGAUAUCCGAACAGAAUGGAACAUUGUGUGAAGAGAGUGAUAUUUCAGUGAUUUCAAUGAAACAGAAACUACUAACACUAAAAUCAGAAAAUUUUGAAGAUACAGGGGGAAAUGUACUACUACAAGACAACAGAAUUGAUUUAAAAUCCAAAGAAACUGAGGAGAAUCCAAAAGGCAAUAGUGAUAUAAUUUUUAACAGCAGUGAUGCCAUGAUAAAUGCAGAAGGCAAAAUAAACACCCAAGAUUUUACUUCAGAUGGAAAUGCUCGUCGUGAAGACUUAGGUGGCUGUAAUGCAAAGAACUCCUCAGUUUUUAAAGAAGUAAACUCUCUUAAGUCUCAGAUUACAGAAAUUCCAGAAGAAUGUCAUGGAAAUGGAGCUGAAAGUGACAGUGCUGUGGCCGGCUCUUUACCAGAGCUAUCACUUGUGUCUUCUAUAGAAGAGAAGAGGCUAGCUUGGAUAAAAUCAUUUAAACCUUGGUUUGAAAUUUUCAAUCAAAAUCAUCAGAAGAAAGUUGUUAAAAGAAAGAGACCUGUAAAAUGCCCAGCGAACACGAUGCCCCCUUUGAAUACAUUAGAAAUUCUUCAGGGUGGCCCUUGGGAUUCUUUACAGCAGGUUACAACAGUUACAUUUCAAGAUUUGCCAGGUUGCAGUCUCUCCACACUGGCAGAGUGUACAAACCUUCAGUUUCUGUCUCUUCGGCGCUGUGGAUUAAUGUCUUUGCACAGCCUGAGUAACUGCAAAAAACUGAAGUACAUUGAUGUACAGGAAAACCAUAUUGAGACCAUCAAUUGUGAAAAUCUGGAAAAUCUCUGUGUUGUUCUUCUUAAUCAAAAUCAACUGACUUCUUUUCAUGGUUUGGAUGGCUGCACUAAUAUCCAAAAUCUUGAACUUUCACAUAAUAAAAUCACACGAAUUGGUGGUUUAGAAUCUUUGAAAAAUCUUCAGCGACUAGUUGUGGACCACAAUCAGCUAAUCAGUACAAAAGGUCUUGGUGAUGCUCCUGCUGUCAUAUACUUAGAUUGCUCUCAUAAUCAUCUUACUGAAGUUGAGGGUAUUGAAAACUGUGGAUUGCUCCAAAUACUGAAGUUACAGGGAAAUUAUCUAAGUGAGCCUCCAUCCUUAGAGAAUCAUGUUCUACUAAGGGAAUUAUACUUGGAUGAUAACAGCAUUUCAGCUGUGGAUGCAUUUUCUUCAUAUUGGCUGCCCUUACUACAAAACCUGACUCUCUCUCAAAACAGCUUGACAAAAAUCAUACCACUUUUUCAUUUUGUUUCUUUGGAAAAACUAGAUGUCAGCAACAAUUGUCUUUCUGAUCUUACAAGUACUGAAAGAUGUUUUGACGCAUGCUAUUCUCUCUGUGAAUUGUCUCUCACUGGAAAUCCACUUCUUCAAGAAUUAAACUGGAGGAAUUCUCUACUGAAAAUAUUACCAGCUCUAAGAAUCCUCAAUGGUGAAAUGCUAAGCUCUUACUCAGAAAGCCGUACUGAAGAACAUUAUCAACCAGGGUUAGGUCGUUUCCUGACAUUUUGUCAGUCCCAGAUUCGAGAAUUCAACUUACUAAUUGAAAACUAUAUUAUUGGGAAAGGAAAUGUAUUCACCUUGGAUGCUGCAGAAAAUCUCUGUCAUUAUUUUAAGAAAUUGAUGACACUUAGCAAUGAAUACCGAUGUGUACAUGAACGUGGGGAUAUAAGUAUCACCCAGAGAGAUGAAUCAGAAGUCCAGCAAAAUCAUUUGUCACGUACAAACAGUGACAGUGCGCUACAAAAUAGAGUUCUUUACUCUUGUGCAAAUGAACAUAAGCCAGACUCACCAGGUAUUUCUGAGGAAUGGGUGGACUCUGCCUCUAGUCACACCCUAUCAAUCAACUCCUCCUUAUGUGAAGAUAUGGAAGGCAAAAAUCAGGAAAAAAUAGAAGAACAGAAGAGAGAGGACAGCAAAGCAAGCUACACCCUCACUGAAAGAAUCCCAUUCAUGGAAACAGUAAUGACAAAAUCUCUGCUGAAGAAUCAUCAAAAUAUUGAACAUCAUGAAAGAAUUAUGGCAGCGGUGGUAAUCCAGGCACACUGGCGUGGUCACAUCAUGCGCAAACAGAUUCAUUUCUCUACCAGGCUACAUACUCUUACAGUAAGACCCCCGACAUCCCGGCCAAAUUCCUGCAUCAAUAAUAAAACUAUUUUAAAGAAAGAAAAAAAAGAAAAUAUCCAGGAACAGAGGGAGAAGGCUGCUAUUCUUAUUCAGGCAGUUUGGAAGGGCUUUAUUUUACGGAAAAAACUCACAGCAGCUCUAGAAGCUAUUAACAAUGAAGAAUCUGAAGAUGAAUAUGAGGAAAUAGAUUUAGAGGAGUUUGCAUUUAAUGAAGCUGCCUUAGAGAAAGAAUGGUUAGCUUUAGAUCCCGCCCACUGCCCUUCACAAACACUCCUCCCAACCCAGCUGCACCGGCCAAAGUUCUCUGGAACCUUAAAAUAUGAUGAUAUUUCACUUAACUUACCAAGUCAUCCAGUUCAAGCAUGGCUAUGUAAUGAGAAAGAAAAUGUAUUUUCAUCGGAACACACACAAUGUAAUAGCAGAUCAGAAAAUAGAGCUUUAUUCUGGACACCUGAAUCAAAGACCAACAGAAAGAGUUCACUAAAAUCUGAAAAAGAGGAAAAAAUUUCAGAGGAAUGGGGGUUUAAGGAUAUUUCUACUGCUCAGCAAAUGCUGAAGAGAGCACAGAAAAUGAAAUCAAAGAAAUUAAGGAAAAAAUUAGAUCCCACUGUAUGCUUGGCAUUAUUUAAAAACUGUGAAAAUAAAGUUUCUGUUACAAAAUCACCAAAGAAGGUACAGCCCAGAAGAGAUGGUUACUUUGAAGUGACCCCCUGGAACCUUGAACUUGGCCUGGAUUUAAAGACUUCUACAAAUAGCCUUGCCUCCAGGGUAGGUAAGGAAGAAGAAUUUACUUACAAGGAUACCACUGCAAAUGAAAAAUUAGAAAGGAGUAAAGAAUAUACAUGUCAAUGGCUUCACACACAGGUUGGGGUUCAUGAAACUAGUUCCAGAAAUAUGAAAUGCAAUCACUUCUUGCCUGAGUUAGAUCCAGAUGUACUUAAUGGCGGAAGAGUUCAGCUUGUGAAAGAAGAUGGCGUUAAUAGAAGGAAAAUGGCCAAUAUGGAAUCUAGAGAAAUGGAGCCCACAAAACAAGAAAUUUUCAGUGUGUUUCCAGAAGUUUCCAGAGGAGAGAGUACCUUACCCAGUGACAAAAGUCUGUGGCUUCCUUGGCAGGCAAGACUUGUAAGCAGAGAAGACACGGAUUUAGACCUUUUUUCCAUGACUAGUGGAAGUGCUUUGUCUGUGAAGAGAGAAAAAAAAAAUCAGGCCCACAGACACUCAAUGGGAUCUUCAAGUUAUUCAAUUAAGGGAAUACUUGCACCAACGGUAACAGAUACAAGACCUUCUAAGAAAGAACGUAUAUCAUUCCGUGACAAUCCUGUGCAACUUAGUGGUGGAUGGGGAAGUGGAAAAAGGAAGGCAAAACCUUCAAACUAAUCCUUCAAGCUUCAGCAUUCAAAACAUAUGGCCCAGUUUCUUCUCAAGAGAUCUACGGCUAUCUGGUCAUGUUACCAAUUGGAUACAAGGUUUUAGAGUACUGUAUUUAAUUUGUAUUAUUAUAUGUAUUUCACAAUUUUGUUUUCUGUUAGAAUGAUUUCCCAUCUGUAAAGCAGUUUUGCUGUCUUUCCUGUGUUUGUGUGGAAUGGCCUCCAGAAAUCCUUGAAAUAUUGUAGUAGAAUUUGCAUAUCCAAUUUCUUUUUCACUUAAAAUUUUAUGACACAUAUUAAAGAUAGUUUCUGUUAUCAAUAAUCACUUGUAAUCUAUACACACAAGAAAAAAAUAACUUUUAUUGAUAUUGUUUAUAGUAUUAAGGAAUACUUAUAAAUUUUAUGUGACCAGAUUGUUCUCAUUGGAUAUUUCAAAGGUAAAUUGAUACAUGAAGCAAUUCAGGAUAGACAACAAAAAUGGACUUUUUUUUUUACUUUAUCAUCUUAAAUAGAUUAGUUAUGUUAAGAAAAUAUACAUUCUAUUUAAAUUAGAAUGAAAUAUAAAUUUCAAUAUCAAUUAAAUCAAGUGGAUAUUUGUUCCACUGAGAUACACAGUACUCAUACUGUCAAAGGUAGAUGCUUAUUUUGGUUCAUUACCAUUAUUCUGGUGACUCAAAAAUACUCAUUUUAAUUUUUGUUGAGGUGCCUAAAAUUUCUUAUUUAAAAAUAUUUUCAAAGCUCAACUUCGUAUUUUGUGCUAGUAAUAUAUUUUCUAAAAGUGAAAGACUGGUUUUAUUAAACUUAAUAUUGUGUGGUUAAUAUUCUGUGAUAUCUUAGUAACUUCAAUGUGCAAAACGCUGUAUUUGCCUUCAGGGUUCCUCAGGGUCUUUUCCUCACAAAGCCAAGUUCUCCAGUGACGCCCAGUGUGUGGCUGUGUAACAGUAUCCAGUGAACUUCAGUUUUUUGUAUGUUUUUCCUACUCCUUGUUGAACACUUUCAUCUAAAAAUGACUAAGCAGAUUUAGAGAUGCAUUUAUUUAGUUUAUGCUCCCCAUCUACUUUUCGAGCUCUAUUGCAUUUCAGACUAUAAAUCUCUUAUAAUUUGAUUGAGAUAGAAAUGUUAAUGAGCCUUGAGCUGUCUAUCAAUAAAAAAAACAUAGAUUCAUAUGUUGUGGCCUAGAAAUUGAGCUUUGGAAUGUAAGCUCCAUGUGUAGUUGCUUUAUGAACAUGCUGUUAUGUCAUCCUUUUACUAACAGCAUCCACAAACCAACAUAAUGUAAUGAUAGAAAAUAUUUUAUCUCAGCUUUGUGAACCCUGCAGGAGAAAACCACACUAAGGCUGAUAUUGAUGGGGUUUCAUGGUUCGUGUGCUCAAAUCAAUACAAUGAAAAGGCUAGUAUGAGAAGUGAGAUGCGUACGAUUAAACUGUUUUAGUACUUAAAAAUGAUUUUAUAGUUCCUUAUCCUAUGAUCUGUGUAGUGGUUUCAUAAUACUAAUUUUGGGAAAGAUAAUGGUUGCAGGUGCUCCUUAAAUUUGUAGGUGAUGAUGGAUACAUAUGUCAAUAAAACA
Messenger RNA from Manis javanica (Malayan pangolin), 6961 nucleotides. RefSeq names its product leucine rich repeats and IQ motif containing 1 (gene LRRIQ1). Gene Ontology annotation, molecular function: protein binding. Lineage: Eukaryota; Metazoa; Chordata; Mammalia; Pholidota; Manidae. The record is from RefSeq and is a predicted model, not a curated record.